AUGAUGGCGUCGCAUCGAUUCUCAGUGGCAUCACUGCUUGUUCUACUCUUUUUGGUCGCGACUGUUCAUGCUGCUAUCAUUCAAAAGCGAGCAACCUCAUCUAGUGUCAGUAUUUCGAAGAUUUCGUCUUCGAAGAUCUCGUCUUCAUCCAAGGUCUCGUCUUUGAAGGUUUCGUCUUCCGCGAGCGGUACCUCCAAACCCAACACAAGCUCCAAGGCAGCCUCUACUUCUUCAGGUGCAUCGAAGAUCUCUUCUGGUGCUGCUGGUAUCUCCAACCCAAGAACGGGCUCGACCACUUCGGCCACUGCUUCUUCGGCUGCCACUGGUUGGUAUGCCAUUCCCCANAAGAACAUUCCCGCCAACAGAGCGGGAGCAAUCUCGGAUAAGCAAAAGAACUUUGGAUAUGGACCGGCCGUCGCUGGUGGACCUUUCUUUCCCAACGGUACCCUCGGUAAUACCUUGAUCCAGAACGACAUUUCGAGCCUCCAGGCCGAAACCGGUCCGCAACGCAGUGCCUCCGACUCGGACGAGGCAAUGGCUGCUUCUGACGUUGGAAAGUACAAUGGCUUGAAGACAUUGGCGGACUAUACACUCCUCUACGACGAUGAGUGGACCAACACUUUGUCUACUGGUCCGAUACCUGGCAUUCUCACCAACUACACCCAAGAUCUGUUGUUCUCCAUGGAGCGUCUGUCUCUCAGCCCCUACCAGAUCCGCAGACUGAAUUCGAGCAAAGAUACUCUGAACUUCAAGGUCGAUGACAAGAUCUCGAAGAACAUCACCGGCAUGACAUUGCAGCAGCUGUUCACGUCUGGUCGCUUGUUCUACGCCGACUACAGAGAUCAGGCCAAACUCGCACCCACUACUGAAGCUCGCUACUCGGCCGCUGUGGACGCUUACUUCUACAUCAACCAGACCUCUGGAGACUUCCUCCCUCUUGCCAUUCGUACAAACCAAGGCGCAAGCCUGAUCUACACACCCGCUGACAGCCCUAAUGACUGGUUGCUUGCAAAGAUCAUGUACAACGUCUGUGACUUGUGGUUUGCGCAGUGGGAGCACUUGGCUAGAACCCAUGAAGUCGUUCAUAUUGUCUACAUGGCAGCCAUCCGAACUUUGAGCGACGAUCACCCUGUCAAGGCUGUGCUUGAUCGAUUGAUGUACCAAGUCUUUGCGAUUCAGCCUCUGGCAGCUCAAAUCUUGUUCGCCCCUGGCGGCGUCGUGGACUUGGCAUUCCCUUACACUUACCAGUCUGCACAAAACUACAGCAGUAACUACUACUUUACUCGUAGUGGUGCUUUCCAAUCGGGAACAUUCCUCAACGAUCUGACCAAACGCGGAUUGAUCAACUCCAAGGUUGGCCCACAACUCAAAAACUUCCCCUACUACGAGGAUGCUUCUGUCAUCUAUGAGGCCCAGCGUACCUUCAUGAGCUCCUUCAUUAACUCUUACUACUCACAAGAUUCGGUGGUGGUAGCGGACAAGGAGAUUCAGGUUUGGGUCAAGGAGUGCAAUGGCAUUGCCAAGGUCAUGGACUUCCCAGCUGCGAUUUCGACGAAGACUACACUUGUUGAUGUGUUGACACAUAUGGUAAGCAUGCGAGCCUCAGCACUUUGUGAACCCUAUCUGACAAUGUCGACANNGGCUCAUCUCUCGUCGACCGCCCACCACACUGUCAACACCAACGAGCUCAUGUCCGCUUCAGCUACCCUUCCUUUCCACGCAAUGUCCCUGUACAGUUCCGUUCCGAAGCAGAAGGGUGUGACCAACCUUGUUGCGUUCCUUCCUCCACUCCAGAAAGCCGAGGAACAGAUCAGUGUCAACGCACUCUUCUCGCGCAACUACCUCGCUGGCACCAACCGAACACUGAGCCACAUGUUUGACGACGCCGCUAUGCUUAAGCGCAUGAACGUAAACACUAGAACUGCAGCUGCAACUUUCAAGAGUGCUAUGGAUUCCUUCAGCAACACUGUCAAGGCUAGAAAGUUUGACUCGAAAGGUUUGAGCCAAGGUAUGCCGUUUUUGUGGAAAGCAUUGGAUCCUAAUGUUGCACCUUUUGGUGUUACUGUUUAA
This is a messenger RNA of Aureobasidium uvarum, 2070 nucleotides long. The record is from the annotation of a GenBank genome assembly. Lineage: Eukaryota; Fungi; Ascomycota; Dothideomycetes; Dothideales; Saccotheciaceae.